Phytophthora infestans T30-4 is the source of this 324-nucleotide messenger RNA. RefSeq lists its product as uncharacterized. The record is from RefSeq and is a predicted model, not a curated record. Lineage: Eukaryota; Oomycota; Peronosporomycetes; Peronosporales; Peronosporaceae. The transcript has 2 exons. The coding region runs from base 1 to 324 and encodes 107 amino acids.
AUGGCGACUGGUAUGGAGUUUGUCGUGGUGGUAUCUCGCUCCAUCGCGACCCAUUUGUACCUGAAAGACUCACACAACGGGCUGCUGAAAGAAGUCAACCGAUACCAUGUCAAGUAUGUGCUACCCCAGAUUGUCACUGCCUGCCUUCCUGCAGUAGCCACAUACCGACACUAUAUUUACGACAUGGAAGCGUUUGUGCCAGUGCUGCUACUCACCAUUUUCAUCUACAUCUACGAGCUCACGUACCGCGGAAAUCCUCAACAAACAGGCUUGGAACUAUUAUUCGCAUGGCACCACUUGACCCCGAGAAGCAGUAUGUACUGA